CCAGAAUUCAAGUACGAGGGUUCCCAGACAGCCAAUCGCGACACAGGACGAGGAGGAAGAGAGUUAAACCACAAAAUACGAACCUGUGUACCUGCAGGUGAAAAAGCCUCCACCCGCGGGACGGUUAGACGCUUUUGGGGUUCGAAGCUCUCAAGAGGGCGGAAGCAAUGGCGCUGUCUCAGUGCUUGGAAGACUCGCCGCUCGGGGCGAGCUCAACACACAGAGGACGGUGUAACAUCCAAGAGGCGUACAAUGAGAGACACCGGCUGGCGUUGGAGGAGCUGCUGUCCGGCGGGGUCGACAACUUCCUGGAUUUCCUCAGGAAAGAGGACAUUGCCAACUUCCUGUCGGACGAGGAGAUCCAGCGGAUCCUCGGCGACGCCACGGCCCCGCGGUGCGUGUCGUUCCUCGGCGAGGACCCGGCGCUGGAGCAGUCUCUCGGCAGCUCCAUGGACUGCUCGUCCGUUACGUAUUUCCCCGAGGUGUCGGACGUGGAGCCGCCGCCUCUGGAGAUCGGCUGGCCCGCCUUCACUGCGGGGUCUUACCGGGGAGUCACCAGGGCUGUGGCGCACUUCCAGCCCAGCUAUGGGGAGAGUAUUUACGCCUGCAAGGAGGCUGUCAGGAAAAUGAUCAACAGUGCCAGAGAGGUGAUCGCCAUAGUUACAGACUCCCUGACAGACCUGGAUAUCUUUAAGGAUCUUCAAGAGGCAUGCUCCGUCCGCAAGGUCCCCGUUUACGUUCUGCUGGACCAGUCCAGCUGCCCCGCUUUCCUCAAGAUGUGCAGAAACGUUGGCGUGCGCCUGGAUGACCUUCAGCAAAUGAGAGUGCGAACCAUAACUGGGACGACUUAUUACACAAGAUCGGGAGCAAGGAUCACCGGGAGAGUUCACGAGCGCUUCAUGCUUAUCGAUGGCAUCCGAGCGGCGACCGGCUCAUACAGGUUCAACUGGACCGACGGGAAAUUGAACACCAGCAACCUGAUUGAGCUUUCUGGGCAGAUAACGGAGAAAUUUGACGAAGAAUUCCGCAUCCUUUACGCGCAGUCGCUACCCAUAAACGGCCGAGGACCUCCGAGCGUCCGAAACAGCGGGAUCUUUGAUCACAUUCCCGCCAAACAUCUGCUCACUUCCUCGCCAUACCCGAGGAGGGAGAGGCCUGCGGAGUCGGUGCGCGGGACCAGCACGCCGGGCCGUCGGCUCCCGCCGCUAACACUGCAUCCGCAGCGGGAGGCUUCCUCUCCACAAGCGGGUGAAAGCGGCGGUGGCGGCGCCUCAGACGAGUCCACCACGGGUGAUGACGUCCAAGAAGACGUCCUCGCUAGCGCUUUAGCUUCCCAAGCAGAGCAGCCUGCAGAAAGCAAGCUAGCCCCCGUCGGCGUCGCGUUCCGCCAUGCGGCCACUCAGACGACCUCGUCGGUGGCGGCGGACGGCGACACGCAAACCGACCUCCAGUUUGCGCAGGACCCCGACCUCACCCCGUAUAUCGGCACCCGGAGCCCGAAGCGGGCGACCUCUCCCGGCGAAGCGGCCCCGGCCGGCACCUUGAAGGACUGCCUUCAUAAUCUGACCAAAGAGCGCCAGCACCACUACUCGGCCAUCCGCUCCAAGCUGGAGCACCUCAUGGCCGCUCUGUCCCAACGGCGAGAGCUAGCAGACAUCGCCGCCAUAACUCACGGGGUGCACGGCGUACCGAAAGACGUCCCGUGGACGGACCCUGGACUGGUUCCCGAUAAAUCCAUAGUCACAUGGCCAAGCGCUCGAUGCGUUCACUAGUCGGACUUUAGGGUUUUUUCUCCCCAAGUUGGUGCAUUUCUUUGAGUCCUUUCUACGCAAUUCUUACGAAAUACUACAGUAAACCUCGGAUAUAUCGGAUUCAAUUGUUCCCACUGGUUUUGUCCGAUAUAAGCGAAAUCCGUUAUAUGCGUAUACCGGAAAAUGUCCGUUUUACGCAUAUAUCGGAUUUAUAUCCGGUAUAUGUGUAAAUCGGAUUUUAUCCGUUAUAAAAAGGCACUUCCUUGACUAUGUUUCCAAUGUACCUGGACGCGCUUCGGCGAAUCGGAGCGCCAUCCAAUAUAUGCGAGGGAAAUUUCAUGGAAAUGCAUUGGAACGGGACUGGAGAUUUUGUCCGAAAUAGGCAAAAUCCGUUAUAAAAAAUCAGAUAUAUGCAAUGAAUUUUUAUUGGAAAUGCAUUACAGAAAAAAUCGCUUCUUUUUUAUCUGUCCGUUGUGAGCGAAUUUCCGAUAUAUCCGAGUGCGAUAUAUCCGAGGUUUACUGUACUUAAUACUGCAGAAAUUGUGCAAUACUACUGUCACUGUAAUUACUGACCUUCCCAGAAAUGUACAAGUGCCUUUGUGCUGAUGGAAUCAAACACGGCUGUGCUCAAUGCAUCUAAAUAUACUCCGUCAUUGUGCCUCGCUAAUAAUAAAGUGGCCUUUUUGCUCUUUAGUAGCGUGCUGUGUUCACUUUAAGCCCGAUUACACUUUUUAAAAAACUGCAAACAAGUUGUCAUGAAGUGACGGGAUCAGAAGCUUCAGAGCACACGAGGAAGCAAACGUUGCCAACGUGGCGCGACAAAGACAAUAAGCGCGGCCGUCUUCUGCACUAAAUGAGCGGAGACAACAUCUGGGACGGCGACGCCUCUUUGGAGAAGCUCUGUCAUUGAUGCUGAUUAUUUACACGCGCUUAUUAAACGCCGUCUCGUAGACUCUUACGAAGCAGUCAGAAGAUAUACUUGCAGACAGGAGAAGAAGCAGCGGGUAGGAAUGUGUGCAUAACUCCAUAUUAGCAAUGCUCUACUGAACGUCCUCCUGAAUCUCCACAUAAUAGCGGCUUUGCACGGGCGCUAACGCCGCUGAGCCUGGCAUGAGGAGUGUUUUCAACUUCCUGUCGUGCACCAAAGGUCCUGCUGUGAAUGAUCAAAACACAUCAGAGUCUUGGCUGGAGUAGUGAGAAGUGUGUUCAGUUUUAGUCCCGCUGAGCUCGAUGUGUGGAAUGUUUGGCCGCCCGAGGUGCGAGUGUUCCACAUCAAUGUAUACAGAUUUAGGAACCCACGGAGGACAAAGCCUACUUUGCACGGCAACAUCUAAUGCUUGCAGAUCCGGAGCAACGUGUUAAUUAGUCGGAAAACAUUCCCGUUAUUUGCACUCGUUUUGUUCGUUUCCCAUGAGGAAUUUUUCCAGUUUAUGAAACACUAAACCGUUAUUGUAAGAUCUUGUAUGAAAAAUCAAUAUAAAAGUAU
Molecule: messenger RNA, 3237 nt
Organism: Doryrhamphus excisus (bluestripe pipefish)
Lineage: Eukaryota; Metazoa; Chordata; Actinopteri; Syngnathiformes; Syngnathidae
Gene: sack1d
Product: family with sequence similarity 83 member D
Biological process (GO): regulation of ERK1 and ERK2 cascade; signal transduction; positive regulation of cell cycle G1/S phase transition
Cellular component (GO): cytosol; mitotic spindle pole
Molecular function (GO): protein kinase binding
Source: RefSeq, a predicted model, not a curated record